AUGGCUGAACAAUUAACUGAAGAACAGAUUGCAGAGUUCAAGGAAGCUUUCUCACUUUUUGACAAGGAUGGCGAUGGCAGCAUUACAACAAAAGAAUUAGGAACUGUAAUGAGAUCCCUUGGACAAAAUCCCACUGAAGCUGAGUUACUUGAUAUGAUUAAUGAGGUUGAUGCUGAUGGUAAUGGUACUAUCGAUUUCCCAGAAUUCUUGAGUCUAAUGGCUAGAAAAAUGAAGGAUACUGAUACUGAAGAUGAGCUUAUUGAAGCAUUCAAAGUAUUUGAUAGAGAUGGUAAUGGUUUCAUUUCUGCAGCUGAAUUGAGACAUGUAAUGACUAAUUUGGGUGAAAAAUUAUCAGAUGAAGAAGUUGAUGAAAUGAUUAGAGAAGCUGAUGUUGACGGUGAUGGCCAAAUUAUGUAUGAGGAAUUCACUAAAAUGAUGCUUUCUAAGUAA
Molecule: messenger RNA, 450 nt
Organism: Cryptosporidium ubiquitum
Lineage: Eukaryota; Apicomplexa; Conoidasida; Eucoccidiorida; Cryptosporidiidae
Product: calmodulin
Exons: 1
Coding region: 1-450 (149 amino acids)
Molecular function (GO): calcium ion binding; enzyme regulator activity
Source: RefSeq, a predicted model, not a curated record